UUUUGUGCACUAAAUAAAAAGUAGGCAACACCUUGAGGCCAAAGUGUAUCCAUUGUCCAUCCCUCUGACUAGGACACUUACAACCAAACGAAUUUAGCCUCUUUAUAUAUAGAUGUAUUUUUAUCCUCUCUGUCUUGUCUACAGAGGAACUAAAGUGAAUUGAGUCAGAAAAAAGAAAGAGGGUAACAUGGAUGCUUGUUUUCUUACCUCAAGAUCAAUCUCUGGUGUUAAAGAUAUUGUCCCGUUCACCAAAGCCAGAAUCUAUUCUUGCCCCAAGAGAAGCUCCGGCAAGUUCCUCACCAGGAAGGUUGCUGCUCCCAUCUCUGUAAAAUGUUCUGUUUCGGAUUCAUGGAAGCCAUUGGAGAGUGAUACUGAUCUCAUCAAGGAUUGUGUCAACAAAUCUAAAGCAGAUGCUGACUGGAAAGAGUUCAGAGCGAGGCUCGUGGCUGGGGAGCAAGCUGCAACCUCCGACAUGGUGGUGGACUGUUCAUCAUCAACGUCCUCACGGAUCACUCUUGGAGACAAAUGGGCACACAAGAUCAGCGAGCCAGAGCCAGGAUGUCUCCUAGUUGCCACUGAGAAGCUAGACGGAGUCCAUAUCUAUGAAAAGACUGUGGUUCUUAUCCUCUCUGUUGGACCCUCAGAUACUAUAGGAGUCAUCCUCAACCGUCCAUCGCUGAUGUCAAUCAAAGGGACAAAGUCAACUGUCUUAGACAAGGCGGGAACGUUUUCAGACAAGAGACUCUUCUUUGGUGGACCUUUGGAAGAAAGGUUGUUCUUGGUGAGUCCAAGAAACGGCGAAGACAACGAGGUUGAGAAGAGUGGGGUGUUCAGACAAGUCAUGAAAGGAUUGUACUCAGUCCCGGCUUUGACUAUGGCAAGUGGGGCAAUGGCCCUGGGCCCAAGGGUCAAAAAAAAAUUUAAUGUAAUUUGACUAAUUGUAAAGGUUCAUUU
Brassica napus (rape) is the source of this 954-nucleotide messenger RNA. RefSeq lists its product as uncharacterized. Bases 188 to 934 code for a protein of 248 amino acids. The record is from RefSeq and is a predicted model, not a curated record. NCBI's taxonomy places the organism in Eukaryota, Viridiplantae, Streptophyta, Magnoliopsida, Brassicales, Brassicaceae. The transcript is spliced from 2 exons.